Messenger RNA from Mesorhabditis spiculigera, 720 nucleotides. Lineage: Eukaryota; Metazoa; Nematoda; Chromadorea; Rhabditida; Rhabditidae. The record is from the annotation of a GenBank genome assembly.
AUGUCUAUGGAAGAAAAGGAUUUCUACGCACAUCCUGAAGUCGUAUGGCUCCGCCGGGUCACCAUCGCCGCCAUCGUGCUGAUCAUCCUCGCGGGCAUGCUGAGCAUUGUUGCGGUGCCAAUCGCCUGUCUCCACCUGCAGCGCAUUUCUUCUACAAUGCAAGACGAGCUUGGGUAUUGCCGGCUGCGCACCCACGACCUAUGGGACGAGCUGCUCAGGGUGCAAGUGGCGAUGGGGCAACCGGUUGGCCGGCAUAAGCGCGCGGCGAGGGGACAGAAGAAGCCGACGGUCCAUUCCGCAGAAUCCACUCCAGCCGCGACAGCCGCACGCAAAAACUCGAAGCGCCAAAUCUACGCGACGGGACCCGCGCAGCUGGCAGCUUUUGGGCAAUUUAUGCCCGGACAAGAAGCAUACGCGCAAAACAAGCUGGCGGGCUCGGGGCUGAGUCAGCAGCUGCAGAUGCAGCAGCUCGGCCUAGCCCAACAACUCCAAGCAUCGGAUCAGGCCAACCUGGGCGCGUUGUCAAGCCUGGGUGGUGGGCUUGGCGCGGGAUCGAUCAGUCCGGUGGAUGGGAGGGCGGUUACCCCGGUGGCUUCAUCCCUCACUUCAAGCGGAGUGGCUGGGCUUGGUGCUGGAGGACUGGAUGCUCAAGCAUUGGCGGCAGCUGGGAGCCUUGGAGGGCUCUCCCUUCUCUACCUCAGGCUCCUCAUCAGCAGUGAG